UGCCUCCGGGGUGACGGGGUCCCGGGACGGAGGGGGCAUCUGUGGGGUCCCCGGCAGCAGCGGCGCUGCCCGUGCCUGUUGUCUCUUCGGCCUCACCUCGAACCCCGGGGGCGCUGUGUGGCGCGGGGGCCCCAGCCAUGCUCCAGAUCACGUGGCACCAGGAGCCAGUGACCUUUGAGGAUGUGGCCGUGUACUUCACUCAGAAUGAAUGGGUUAUCCUGGACCCUUCACAGAGGGCCCUGUACCGGGAGGUGAUGUUGGAGAAUUAUGCCAAUGUGGCUUCUCUGGCUUUUCUAUUCACCAGACCUGUUUUGGUCUCCCAGCUAGAGCGAGGGGAACUGCCGUGGGGCCUGGAACCCUGGGAACCCGUGGGCAGGGAAGCCCUUAGAGGCAUCUGUCCAGGGGGUGAGACCAGAGCUGAGAAGGAAGAAUCAACUCCAAAGGGACACAUUUCUAAAGAAACAGAGUCCCACAGACUGACAUUAAGAGGGCUGCCAGGGAAUGUUGCCCCGCACCUGGACUUUGGGAGCAGCCUACAGCAGCAGCAUGGUCACUGGAUAGCUAAGAAGACCAAGUCAAAGAGGAGAGAUUUCACAGAUGAGCCAACCAGCCAUCGUGAGGCCUGCACUGUUGAGACUGAGGAGCAGUGUGAGAAAUCUGGGGAAAAUGUUAGUGUCAGCACACAACUCAGUACAAAUCAGCCAGCUCUUAGUGGUCAGAUAUCAUAUGAAUGUAGAAAAUGUGGCAGAUAUUUUAGUCGAAUGGCAGAUUUUCAGGGCUGUCACACUGGUGAAAGGUCUUUCAAAUGCAAAGAAUGUGGAAAAGCCUUCAGAUACAACUCAUUGCUUAUUCGGCAUCAGGUAAUUCAUACUGGAAAGAAACCAUUUAAAUGUAAAGAAUGUGGGAAAGGUUUAAGUUCAGACACGGCCUUGAUUCAGCACCAGAGAAUCCACACUGGAGAGAAGCCCUAUGAAUGUAAGGAGUGCGGCAAGGCCUUCAUUAGCAGUUCUGUCUUCCUCCAGCACCAGAGGUUCCACACUGGGGAGAAACUCUAUGAAUGUAACGAAUGUUGGAAAACUUUCAGUUGUAGCUCAAGCUUUAUUGUUCAUCAGCGAGUGCACACUGGGGAGAAACACUAUGAAUGUAAAGAGUGCGGAAAACGAUUAAGCUCCCCCACGGCCUUGACUCAGCAUCAGCGCAUUCACACCGGGGAAAAACCUUUUGAAUGUAAGGAGUGUGGGAAGGCCUUCAGUCAGAAAAUCACCCUGGUCCAGCAUGAACGAGUUCACACUGGUGAGAAGCCGUAUGAGUGUGAGGUGUGUGGGAAAACCUUCAGCUGGUGUGGGCGAUUCACUCUGCAUCGGAAACUACACACACAGAAGAUACCUGUGCAAGAGUAAGGUUGUCUGCGGCUGGGGGUGCUGUUCCUCCUUGUUUCUCCCCACUCGUGUUCUUCACCAGUGCACUCUUCAUAGUUAGACAAGAAGAAACAAACCUCCAGACUCACAAGUGUAUGAAGAAAUGUAACUGGCUGAUCCUCUGGAAUCUGUGGUGUCCCUGAGUGCCCUGCAGAAUGGAUGAGGAAUGUGUCAGAGGACCUAUGUGAGAGAACACCGCUGUGAAUUAUCAAAUAAUUCCAGGCUUAAAGAGGAGAUCUUUAAAAGGUUCAAGAGAAAACAAAAGAUCGGGAAUAAAAUUGCACUGGAUUUCAUAACAGCAGUUUUGAAGGUAAAAAGGACAAUGGUGUGUUCCUUCAAAAUUCGAAGGGAAAAUAAUUCCUACUCAGAAUUCAGUACCCUCAAGUGUGAGUUUAGUAUAAACCCUUAGAUUUUGAACCUUUAUUUCCCAUGUAUCCUUUCUCAGGUGUGCAACACUAAAGAGGGGGUCAACCAGAAAAGAAAAAGAUACAUGGACAUCCUAUCACAAUUAAUAUAUUAGGAGUCUCCUAAACUCAGAAACAGAAGGCCCUUGUCCAUAUAAAGCCAUCUGUAUUUUGGAGGACAUUCCUAGUAGGCUGCAAAUUUUCAGAGACCUACCUCAGUGCAGUGCCCACACACACUACUUUGUAGUUACUUGUCACUGCUCAGUUGUAGGCUGUGCCUUUGCAAAAGUUGCGGUGUAUGCACCCUUUGAGUCAAAUGCAAGGCCACUUAUCAGUUCAUCCAUCUCAUUUCUGUUCCAUGUGACCUCACAGCAGGAAGAAUUUCCUUGCAACUUCAUCUACUUCUUUCUCAUCAUGGAAGAAGUGUCCAUUAUUUUCUGUUACCAGUGGAAAUGAAGGGAGAUGUAAAUGUGCUCUGUUUUAGCAUCCCUCUUCUGCAAGCUGCUUGACUUUGCCCAUUGCAGGAAGCAGAGCCAGGCAGACUUUGGUAUGAGCCCAGGCAUGUUACCUUGGUUAAGUUACAGAUACUACUCAUUUCCUUGUUUGUAAAAUCUGGAUGACAGUCUACCUCAUAGGUUUGUGUUGAGUAUUAACUGCAUUAAUACAUGUAAGAAUGCUUGGAACAAUGACUAGACCCUAAUAAAAGUGUUAUUUAUUAUUAAUAACACCAUUGCUAAGUUUUGACUUAUGUAUACACCAGUGAAACCAGUCAAGGUAAUAAACAGAGCCAUAACCUCCCACAUAUCCCUUAUGCCCCUUGGCAAUCCCUCUCAAGCUUUCCACAGCAACUGCUGAUCUGUUGUCACUUCGAAUGAGUAGUGCUUUUCUAGGAUUUUAUAGAAAUAUUCCAUUGUAUGUACUCUUCUUUUUGGUGUCUUUCACCCUCCAUAAAUUAUUUUGAGGUUCACCUAUGUUGCAUAUUCAUUGUAUCAUUGGUUCCUCUUCUUCUUCUUCUUCUUCUUCUUCUUCUUUUUUUUUUUUGCCAAGCAGUAUUCAACUAUGGAAAUAACCAGAAUAUGUUUUAUUCAUCUCUUGAUGGCCAUUUGAAUUGUUUCCAGUUUUUGGUUAUUACAAAUAAAGCUGCUAUGAACAUUUGUGUUUAA
Canis lupus familiaris (dog) is the source of this 2985-nucleotide messenger RNA. It is a transcript of the gene ZNF620, whose product is annotated as zinc finger protein 620. The coding region runs from base 138 to 1400 and encodes 420 amino acids. Lineage: Eukaryota; Metazoa; Chordata; Mammalia; Carnivora; Canidae. The transcript is spliced from 4 exons. Gene Ontology annotation, molecular function: DNA-binding transcription repressor activity, RNA polymerase II-specific; RNA polymerase II cis-regulatory region sequence-specific DNA binding. Gene Ontology annotation, biological process: negative regulation of transcription by RNA polymerase II. The record is from RefSeq and is a predicted model, not a curated record.